CCGACGAGGAGGAGGAGGAGGAGCGUGCGCUCGGGCUGCGGAGGGACUGCCCGCUGGCAUCUGCUGCCGUGAUGCUGCCCCACGUGGGGAUAUCCCUCCGGCGCCUGGCCUGGGCCGUGGCCUCCUGCCGGCCAGCCCCCUGGAGACGCAGAGGAAGCAGCGCCCUGCACACGGCCCUGGCCACGUGCUCCGACAGCAGCGCCCCGGUCUUCAGCCGCGCCCCCGCCUUCGGGGACAGGGUCGCCCUCGUCGACCAGCACGGCAGCCACACGUACCAGGACCUGUACUCCCGCAGCCUCCGCCUGUCCCAGGAGAUCUGCCAGCUCCUCACGUGUGCCGACAGGGACCUCCGGGAGGAGAGGGUCUCCCUCCUGUGCUCCAACGACGUGUCCUUCGUGGUGGCGCAGUGGGCCACGUGGAUGAGUGGCGGCAUCGCCGUGCCCCUCUGCAGGAAGCACCCCCGGGCCCAGCUGGAGUACUUCAUCCAGGACGCGCGCAGUGCCCUGGUCCUCGCUGGCCCAGAGCACGUGGAGCUCCUGAGCCCGGUGGUCCAGAAGCUGGGGGUUCCGCUCCUGCCUCUCCCGCCUGCAGUCUACCACGGGGCAGCCGAGGACCCCGGGCAGGGCCGGGUGCCAGAGCGGGACUGGAGAGCCCGGGGCGCCAUGAUCAUCUACACCAGCGGGACUACAGGGAGGCCCAAGGGUGUCCUGAGCACCCAUCGCAACAUCAGGGCGGUGGUGACGGGGCUGGUCCGCGCGUGGGCCUGGACGAAGGACGACGUGAUCCUCCACGUCCUCCCUCUGCACCACGUCCACGGCGUGGUCAACAAACUGCUGUGUCCGCUCUGGGUGGGGGCCACCUGCGUGAUGCUGCCUGAGUUCAGUGCUCAGCUGGUUUGGGAAAAGUUCUUAAGUUCUGAAACCCCAAGGAUUAACGUGUUUAUGGCCGUGCCGACCAUAUACAGCAAGCUGAUGGAGUACUCCGACAAACACUUCACCCAGCCUCGUGUCCGCGAUUUCGUGCGUGCAGUUUGUGAAGAAAAAAUCAGGCUGAUGGUCUCAGGCUCGGCCGCACUGCCCCUGCCCGUGCUGGAGAAGUGGAAAGGCGUCACCGGCCACACGCUGCUGGAGAGGUACGGGAUGACGGAGAUCGGCAUGGCCUUGUCCAACCCCCUGACUGCAGCGCGCCUGCCAGGCUCUGUGGGGACCCCGCUGCCCGGCGUUGAGGUGCGCAUUGUGUCAGAAAACCCGCAGAAGGACGGCUACCCCUACGUCGUCCACGCAGAGGGAAACGAGGAGGACACCAAGGUGACCCCAGGGUUCGAGGAGAAGGAAGGGGAGCUCCAGGUCAGGGGAACCUCCGUGUUCCGGGAAUACUGGGACAAGCCAGAGGAAACGAAAACCGCCUUCACUUCGGAUGGCUGGUUCAAAACAGGUGACACGGCCGUGUUCAAGGACGGCAGCUACUGGAUCCGCGGCCGCACGUCCGUGGACAUCAUCAAGACCGGCGGCUACAAGGUCAGCGCCCUGGAGGUGGAGCGGCUCCUGCUGGCCCAUCCCAGCAUCACGGACGUGGCUGUGAUCGGAGUUCCAGACAUGACGUGGGGCCAGCGGGUCACCGCCGUGGUGACCCUUCAAGAGGGACACUCGCUGUCCCACAGGGAGCUCAAAGAGUGGGCCAGAGGCGUCCUGGCCCCGUACGCAGUGCCCUCGGAGCUCCUGCUGGUGGAGGAGAUCCCGCGGAACCAGAUGGGGAAGGUGAACAAGCGUGACCUCGUCAGGCAGCUCUACCCGCGCCACCAGGGCGCCCCCGAGGCCGGGCACCCGUGAGCCAGCCUCCCGCCUGCCCACGCCUGACUGGAAGGACACCGCCCCGUGCCCUCUGCCCCGGCCUCGCGGCCACAAUCACACCGCACAGCCCUGUGUGCUCAGCAGCGCCACCCCCGGGUCCCUGUGGGUCCCGAGGUGUCCCUGGGGAAGCAGGUCCCCCCCCCACCCCCGGAAACUCAAUGAAGGCUCCUCAGAGAAGCAGACGCCUGUCCUGUGCUGCUGCCUGGGCCUGUGUGGCACCCGUCCAUGGCACAGGGAGGGCACGGUCUGCACACGUGGCGCGUGGGGCGGCGGUCAUUCCAGUGGACGCGGACAACGGGCCUGGGCACCUGGGGAGGGCGUUUCCCACCACGCGAGCACGUGGCUGUGGGGUGUCUGGCACCCGUGGCCCUGGAGGAGGCCGACCAGGUCUUCAGGGCCAGGGACGCACCUCGUGUGAGCGGAGGGCGGGGAGGCAGAGUGCCUGACCCUCGGCCGCCAGGGCGGACCUCCUAGACCAGGGGUCGGCACGCUCGGACGGGCCAGGGGGUCCCUGUUGCCUGUCGCGGCGGCAGCCCACGUCUCACCGACCUCACACAGAGUCCACAGUGCUCAGGAGCCAGAGGCCGACCCCGAGUGGCCCCGCAGCUGCUCUCCCUGACCCCUGACCCUUGACCCCGCCCCACCCUUGUGCUUCUCCCUCCGCGACAGCCCCUGCUCCCUUCCAUCUUUGUCCAGAGUCUCCCUCUCUUUCCUAGACCCCCCACCGGCCCCUGCUGCCCGGCCCCCAGGUCCCCAGCCAGGGGCAGGUGUGCCCUGGGAGGCCCAGGUGUCACGGGGAGGCUGGGUGGGAGCCGGGACAGCGCCGAGGCCCCGGUGGGCAGCGCGUGGGGGCCGGGGCCCCUCCCCCACCCUGGGCGUGUGGCCUGUGACUGCCGGAGGCCGGCCCCCGGCCCGGCGUUUGCUUGGAAGACCAUCCACCCCAGCGCCCUCCUGCCUGAGGCCUGGACACGUGCUGGUCACCCGCCGGUGCUGCAGGCCAGCCUCGCGGGGCGGCGCUGGACACUCUGGCUCCCCUGUCCUCCUGUCCUCCUGUCCCAGGGCCUGGGCCCUACGAGUCCUGGGAAGGCUCAGCUCCCAAGUCACCGGCUCUUUACUUCAUCCCACUGGUUUGACGGUGUCUUAACGCUGAAAAUCUGAUUCCAGGAACGUUCACGUCAUCAUCUGCUUUCUGCUGUCCUCUGUACCAAGUACUUUCUGAAAAAUAACGGUCAUCUUCGACAAAAAACAAGAGCAGGCUGUGACGCCGACAGGCCCUGAGACCACUUCCAUCAGGACGCAGCGUGUGGCCUGGCCCCUGCCCGCCCCACCUCCCCGGGGCGGCCCCCGCCCUCAGGCCAGGGUCCUCCUCUGCUGCUCUUCACAGGCGGUCCAUCCCAGCCUCGCAGGGGCCCUGGUCUGGCCCUGGCGACGGGCAGAGCCCUGCUUGCUAAGCCAGCGUGACUGAGGGUCCCAAGGCUUCCGGAAAGUUCCUCCUGGCUGGAAAUGCCUCAGCCUGGCGGCUCCUUGUUGCUCUGCGGUCAGCUCCCAAGCCGAAGCCGUAGGUGGGCACCCGGGGGCUCCGUUAAGCUUGUUGUGCUUGGAUCUCUCUAGGAGGGGCCCCUGGGCACAGCGCGAGGCCGCAGGAGGAACAGGGCGCCUGGUGGGAGCUGCUCCAGAGAAGUCGCCUCCUCGGAGCGGAGGGAAGGCCUGCGGUGGAGGGUCCGCACCUGCCACGUCCCUGCCUCUGGACACGUCCCUGCAGGGCGUCAAGGGCUCUGCCGCCCUCUGCGUGCGUUUGCUCCUCAGGCUUCCGCAUCCACGUGGGAUGCUCGGAGGGUGGCCCAGGAGAGGAGCGGCCCCUGCCCUGGUCUCCCUGUUCUGUGGCGUGAGGCUGCUGCCCUCUCGGGGCUCUGACUGAGGACAGGGGCCUUUGCUCCCCACGGGAGUCAAGGUGCACAGCUGCCUGCUGGACCCGGUGCCGUGGGGCGCAGAGCCCAGGGAGGGCGCGGCGAGGAGGAGGGGGCGGCCCUGGCCCCGCGGGCACCGGCAGCCCGUCUCCGGGAGGCCCGGUCCAGUCUCCCCAGACAGAGAGCCCACCCCUGAGCUGCUCAGGAGCGUGGAAGCCACAACUGCAGGCUGUCCCGAGGGAGCCGGCCCCGCCCCUGCCUCUGGUCCCACAGCCGCCUUCGGGUGCUGGGACCCCCUGAGGAGCCCAGGGUUGUCCAUGUCCGGCCCCCGCGCAGGCCCACGGUCACCCGGGGCCCCAACAGUGGGGAGGGGCGGCCGCGUGAUAGCGUGCAGCCUUUAGCAGCAGCCGUUACCCGGCACCGGUCACGGCGAGACCCGACCGCGAACCCCGGAUGGUUAGAGCACGGGUAGCGGCCCGUUCAGCCAGCAGUCGGCGGGUGGGUGGUCCUCCAGAGGCCUUCUCCCUGGGGGCCCCCCAGCCUCAGGCCAGUGGGUGAGCAGGGGGCCGGGCACAGGCUGGGGCGGUGUCCUGCAGGGCUCCAGGCCCUCCCACGGUGGCCCUCUCCUGCGUCCCCACCUCCACGACCGAGUGGCAGUGGCGGUCUGCAUGGGGCUCAGCCCGCGGCACCUGGCCCCCACCCCCCCCCGUGUGGGUGGCCUGAGGAGCCUGAGGGCCACUUGGGUCCUGGAUGCCUGGCUCCCUCAGUGAGGACGGCUGGGCAGAGUCUGGGACCUGGCCCUGAGGCACCAGCAGCUGAGAGCUGCGUCUUCAGCCAGGCCUGGGCACGGGCGGGAGGACCAGACUGGGUGCUGGAGGAACGCUCCGGGGCGGGGUAACCGCCCCCCCUCCCCCUGCAGGGACCCCCUCCUCUAUAGCCAGGCCUGGACCUCGGAGGGUGAGAGCUGUGCUUGGGACCUUCCCUUCUGCUCGUCAGAACAGAGAAUAAAAUUCGUUUGGUGGAGAUUUAUUGGAACGUCAUCACCUAACGGUGACCCGACCCGACUCGAGAACAAAGGAUCUGACACCUGGAACUAACCACGCCCCUCCCGCACCUUUCCAGUAAAAGGGCUUUGCUGAAACCCUUCAGGGAGUUCCGGGGUCUUGUAGGGCAUGCGCCCGGCUCCUUGCCUGGCCCUGCAGUACGUCUUUCUCUGCCUCACACUCCGACGUUUGGUAUUGUGGCCUCAGGGUACAGCGGGCACAUGGACUUGCUGGGUAAGAGGAGGGCAGAGUCAGAGGACAGUGGCAGGAGGUUGGCUCUGCGUCCUUCCCCAUUGCGAGCAGCCUGGCUGACUCCAGGUACACUCCUGCCGUGUGGUCUGCAGGACUGCUCAGGGGGCUGCUGCGGGUGGAGAGCAGCUCAUUUACUUCCUCCUCCUUCCUUUCAUGUCGGGAAAGGAUGAGCGGGUUAGACAGGUGUGGUGUGCAUUCAGGAGAGCGUACGUCAGGAGUUAGUUUCAAUUGCCUGGUCUCAUUCCCACAGUUAGGUUCUUUUAAGGUUAGACGGGACAGAAAUGGGCAGACAGGAAAGGGGGAAAGAGCGGGUUUCAGUGUGCCAAACGUGGAAGACUGAAUCCCAACACACUCCUCGUAGGGCCCUGGAUGUGGGGUUGGGCCCGGCUUACUUAAGGCUCAGGAGGACGGGCAACAGCCUCAAGGCCACAGCCUCCUCUGGCCGGGCUGUCUUUAGUUGUUGGCAGAAAUUGGUCUGUUGAGAAACCAAGCAUCACACUCGGAGGGUUGGAGAACUCAGGUUUAUUAAGCCGGUGGCUCCAGACGAGCUAAGGCUCCAACUUUCUGGAUGCCGAGCUCAGGGUGAGCUUUACUUUUAUAGUGCACAUGUUUACAGAGCAUGGACGGUUCCAAACAGAAACUUACAAGAGCAGGUGCAGAACGCAAAACAUCUUAAAGUUACAUUGGAUUGUUAGGUCAUCCUGUUUUCUCCAGGCAGCAAGCAUAUUUCACAAAAGCAAAACAAGCAUGGAGUUAUUUUUAGCCGAGUGUAAGUUUCUAACUUUCCUCUUCAUGGUGGCGGAUUUGGGCUCUUCAGUGGUUACUGGUUUAUUCAAAGUUUACUUCCGUUUGAUGACCUGAAUCUCCUGUAGAAGCUGCGCUGCAUCCAGGUUUCAGGUUUAGUAGCCAAGUCACUCAUUAAUCUUGUCUGCGUCUCAUUAAUCUCAUUUGCUUUCUUUAGCUUCUUUUCUCCUGGUGGCUUCUCCACCCUCACGGGCUCCCACCUGGCUGUGCCCCCGACGCCCAUCUGGGCGCCCCCCUCCCCACCCGGCUCCAGACUCGGGGCCGUUUCUGUUUUGAUUUAAUCUCUUAAGCCGUGAGUGAAUGAUUGGAGCACGUCGUCUGUUCACCGGUUCCCCGCUGGUCUCUGUCGUGACCCCAGGACAGGGGCCAUGGGGGUCCAGGGCUUUGAAAUUCGAGGCUCCUCCCAAGAGAAGCUUGUCCUCCUUCACGAGGCACCGCCGCCUCCUGCGCGCCAUCACGGGGCGCCCAGGCCCGGCCGUGUCCGUUACUGUGUGUUAUCCUGCAUUCUUAGUCUCUCUCAGCAUUCCUGCGUGAGUGUUCCCGUUAGACCACAUGUGCUGUGAGGUCAGUCAGCUGUGGGCUUCUGGGCUGGUGUUUAAACGGUCCGUGCCUGGGUACCUCCUUCCCCCCCCUGCCCCCCGCAGCGGCUUCACUGUCUCCCGUGAGCAGCACGGCUGGACCUGGCGUUCGUAACUCCAGGCUCCCCUGUAGUGAGCGCCUGUCUUUGGACUUAUUUCUACAAUCCCCCCCCACCACCACUGUGUGCGUUUUCUGCUACCGCCUUAGGGAUGUGGGCUUUGUUGCUUUGCCUUCUCUUUUGUUGUAUUCAUAAACGUCUCGACUUUCUUCUCUUUGCUUAUUUCUGUUUUUUGAGUGCCGUUAGAACGUUUGGAUACUUGCUAUAAAGUCUAGGCUCUCCACAGCUGUGCAGCCUGGGCUCCCCCCCACGGCUGUGACCUCCUCCCAAUACCUGCCCCCUGCCAUCUUUUUUUUCCUUUUAAUCUUUAAUUUUUUUCUGGUCGCACUGCGCAGCAUGUGGGAUCUUAGCUCCCCGACCAGGGAGCGAACCAGCAGCCUCUGCAUCGAGAGUGCCGCGUCUUAACCGUGGACCACAGGGGAGGUUCCCCCUCUGCCAUCUUUAUAUGUUUCUGUAACGUUUCAGUUUUGUUUUGUUUUGGGCACAAAAAUUAAUAGGCUUUGAUUUCACAAUCAUUAAA
This is a messenger RNA of Hippopotamus amphibius kiboko, 7073 nucleotides long. RefSeq names its product acyl-CoA synthetase family member 3 (gene ACSF3). Gene Ontology annotation, biological process: fatty acid metabolic process. Gene Ontology annotation, molecular function: medium-chain fatty acid-CoA ligase activity. The transcript is spliced from 10 exons. The coding region runs from base 72 to 1829 and encodes 585 amino acids. The record is from RefSeq and is a predicted model, not a curated record. NCBI's taxonomy places the organism in Eukaryota, Metazoa, Chordata, Mammalia, Artiodactyla, Hippopotamidae.